CUCAGCCAGCACUGGGCGGGACUGGGAGUACUGGAAGCGCUGCCACGGAGAGGUGAGCUGUGGGAUCUGGACCAAGGGAGCGCAGGAGCACGGGGUUGGAUGUAGCUGAGAGCUCUCUCCCAGCCCCAGGAAGAUCUCCACUGCCCGAGAGUGCUGCAGCGACCCAGCGGCACCUUCCCCCAAAAUGAUGGAAAACAAAGUGUUUCUGUCAUUCACCUUCUACAGCACCAUCUUGAUUGUAAAAAUGUAUGUUGUUGCCAUCAUUACAGGACAAGUGAGACUCAGAAAGAAGGCGUUUGCAAACCCGGAGGACGCGCUGCGCAACGGGGGGCUGCAGUACCACCGCGACGACCCCGACGUGGAGCGCUGCCGCAGAGCCCACCGCAAUGACAUGGAGAACAUCUUUCCCUUCCUCUUCCUUGGAGCCAUCUACUCCCUGCUGGAUCCCAGUCCCACGGUGGCCAGAAUCCACUUCUUCAUCUUCUGUGCGGGCCGCAUUGUGCACACCGCGGCCUACCUGCUGCGGCUGAGGGCUCCGGCCCGCUCCCUGGCCUACAGCGUGGCACAGCUGCCCUGCUUCUCCAUGGCCCUGCAGAUCCUCCUGGCCACCACCCUGUACUGGUAACACCAGUGACACCAGUCCUCCCAACCCCCUCAUCCUGCGCCCGGCCGGACCGGGCAGCGCCUGUGCAGGUGUCAGCGUGAAUGUGUGUGUGGGGGCACGUGAUGUGGCGCCAGGGAGGCCACUUGUGCCCCAGGAAUGUCCAGUGCUGCCUUCAUCAAGUCCCCAUGGUAUUGAGAUUGGGUGGGGAAGUCACCAGAGAGAAGGGGCACAUCUCCCCGUGGAGCAGGAAGGGGAUGUGGAGGCAGGUUUCACUCACUCCUGUGAAGGGGGGGAGGGGAAAGCAGCCAGACUGCUCCUCAAAGGACUUUGUUGAAGGCAGAAAGGUUUUCUGACCCAACUGCAUUCAGAACUGGGAAGGGGAAGAUGUGCCCAUUCCCCUUGGUCACAAAUACCCCGUGAAUUGGGAAAGGGAGAUCAUGGAGGUCCCACCAAGCAGAUGGGGGUGGUAGCAGAGGGGUUAUAAAACAGUCACCUUCCUCCUGCCUGGCCAUGGAGGUCUGUGAGGAAGGGGUCCCAGAGGUUCCCUCUCCCCUCAGGACAGGAUCAGGUGCAUGCCAGGCAGCAGAACAUGGGAGUCAGAAUCUCAGGGGAGAAGUGUGAAGCCACUGAAGAGUUCGGUGCUCCCUGCACAGCCUCAUCUCACCCUGUAGGACACAGCUCCUGCCUGUCCCAGCAAGGACACCCCGUGGCCAACGUCCCACAGCUCUGGGCCAGCAGCACCCAUGGCUUUUCCAUCUUAGUCCUGCCAUGUCAAGAGCCAGAGGGCUGUGCCUGGAGCAGCCAGCAGGAAUCACCCCAAACAGAGCUGGACACAAAGCUCUGGGACUUCUGGAAAUACAGAGCAAGGGGGUUGCAGUUUGCAGAGGGAGCUUUCUCCCAAGGGUGGUAUCUGCAUUCACAUAGACUCAUAGAAUCAUGCUCUGAUCCCUUGCCCAGCUUGGGCAGCAGCUUCUGUACCAGUAUCUCUGAGCCUAGUGCAGCUGUGGGGUUGGGAGCAGAGGGCUGUGCUCUCCCCAGGAGAAUGCAGCGCCAUGGAAGGUGGGCAGGGCUGCAGAGUCAGCAGUUUGCUCUUGGCCACCACUCAUUUACACAGCUUCAACAGAUGUCUGGGUAACACAUACCCCUCUCAACAAGCCUUUUCUGCCUCACAUGGUGCACAAGGUCUCAAACCCCUGUAUGUUUCUCUGCUGCUGCACAUGCAUCCUGGUGGCAGGAAGCAAAUAUUCCCAAUAAAAACAAAUCAUUGUGCUCUGAUACAUCCUUCCUUUGGGAGCAGCAGAUGCAGCUGGGUAGCAGCUGGGGCCAGCCCAGCAGGAUGGUUCCCCAGCUGCAAAACGUUUUGCUAAACCCCACUGCAGAGCCUGGAGAGCCCUGGGACUCCUGAAGAGACUUCUCCUUCCUCUGGACUCACCUGCCCUGCAGAGAAAGCUCUUCCCCAGGUGUGCAGUAUUCCUCCUGAUCCUUUAAAUUCACCAGUGCUGGGGCUUAUGAAGUGGCUCUGUUCAGUUUUCAUUCCCAGAGUAGCUACAAAACUUGGUGUUCACCCAAACAUCCCUCCCAGCUUCUCCAGAGCAGGCUGGUGGGUAUGGGAUGCUUUGUCCCAGCAAGCUUUCAUCUUACCCUGCCAGCACUCAGCUUACCUGUGGGGCCAAGCUGUUGCUUAAAUCCUGGAGAGCUGGAAGUGUUCAGGUAAGAUGUGGUUGCUUUUGUUUCUGUGUUUAUGACUUGCAAAGGAGCUGCCUGGAUCUUUCAAGCUUACCAGCCCUCUCUUUUUGCUGCUAGGUUGGUUGCUGGGGAGCAAAUGCCUCAUUUUCCUAGCUUUCCCCCUAUUUUCUUACCCUGUUGGUGUUUCAGAGGUUGCUGCCCUGUUGGUAUUUGCAGGUUGAGAUGGACAAAAUGGCUCUACUUGGUAGUUUUUUUCUUUCCCUCAUGUUUUUUGCUUUCAAAGAAGGAAAGCAGUGGUUUUAUAAAAUGGACUCUCUCCAAUACACAC
Messenger RNA from Colius striatus (speckled mousebird), 2618 nucleotides. It is a transcript of the gene PTGES, whose product is annotated as prostaglandin E synthase. The transcript is spliced from 4 exons. The coding region runs from base 185 to 625 and encodes 146 amino acids. Lineage: Eukaryota; Metazoa; Chordata; Aves; Coliiformes; Coliidae. The record is from RefSeq and is a predicted model, not a curated record. Gene Ontology annotation, molecular function: prostaglandin-E synthase activity. Gene Ontology annotation, biological process: prostaglandin biosynthetic process. Gene Ontology annotation, cellular component: membrane.